Molecule: messenger RNA, 1032 nt
Organism: Cydia pomonella (codling moth)
Lineage: Eukaryota; Metazoa; Arthropoda; Insecta; Lepidoptera; Tortricidae
Product: sodium/potassium-transporting ATPase subunit beta-2-like
Exons: 7
Coding region: 95-886 (263 amino acids)
Biological process (GO): intracellular sodium ion homeostasis; sodium ion export across plasma membrane; intracellular potassium ion homeostasis
Cellular component (GO): sodium:potassium-exchanging ATPase complex
Molecular function (GO): ATPase activator activity
Source: RefSeq, a predicted model, not a curated record
UAGCGAAAUAAAAAUGCUGUCAUUAUUUGGGUUGGCGUCUCCCGACAUCCACGCCUCUGGCAUUUAGUUUGGGUGUGACGUUACAACCGGCGCCAUGGCUCUACAGAAGAGAACUAUUAAAAUAAUCGUUAUUACUGUGGUUACAUUACUGAUUAUUGCAACUUUUCUGGGAAUCCUGCUGGGUCUCCUGUUGCGAUCUGAUAAAGUUGAGUUGGAGGUAUGGCCGCGGGGAGCGGACGGUUCCAAAGCCCCAAAGAUCUCAUAUAAAAUCAGCGACAAUAGCAGCUAUUUGCCGUGGGUACGCCGGAUCAAUGAUACUCUUAGUGAGUACAAUAAGAUACGCACAGGAAGCAACGCCGGUAAACUUGUUAAGUGUGAUUACACCACGAAGCUAAGCGAAGACAAGGUGUGUGAUGUGGACAUUAACAUGUUCUUCCCAUGCACUGCAGCUAAUAAUUACAACUACCAAACCGGCAAGCCCUGUGUCUUCUUGAAACUUAAUAAGGUCGCAAACUGGAUACCAAACCCUUAUAACACCACGGACAGCCUGCCCGACGCCAUGCCUCUUGACUUGAAGCAGGCCAUCAAACGAAAGUCCGGCCAACCCGACAUGAACGAAGUGUGGGUGUCCUGCGAGGGCGUCUCCGAGACUGACAAAAACAACAUUGGAUCCCGGCAGUACAUCCCGAGCCCUGCGCACGGCUUCCCGUCCUACUACUUCCCUUACACCAAGCAGGAGGCAUACCUCAGCCCUCUGGUCGUCGUUAUGUUCGAGAACCCUACUUUGGAGACGGAGAUCAACGUGGUGUGCAAGGCGUGGGCCAAGAACAUCGUCGAUAGCAGCGAGCAGGUCACGGCCCGCUUCCAGCUGAAGGUGGAAAGCUAGAUCCAGAACACCAGCAGGGAGUCGCCAUAUUAUAGAACGUGUCACCUUUCAUAUGUGUGUCGUGGUCAAAAAUCGUGGGUUUGGUUGUGCUGUAUAAAACAGAAUCGUUUUAGUAAAAAAAAAUCCAACCAAGGCGAAAAAUGUAU